Molecule: messenger RNA, 966 nt
Organism: Frankliniella occidentalis (western flower thrips)
Lineage: Eukaryota; Metazoa; Arthropoda; Insecta; Thysanoptera; Thripidae
Exons: 3
Coding region: 217-864 (215 amino acids)
Source: RefSeq, a predicted model, not a curated record
CACGAGCUGACGGUCACCGUCAGGAACACGGAGGACCCCCUCACCCGGGUCACCAAAAGCCAGGCGAGUCCUCCGCCUGCAGCCCCGGGCCCAGCACCUCCAGAGGCACAAGGUCCCCCGCCUGCAGCCCCGCCGGGCCCAGCACCUCCAGAGGCACAGGGUCCCCCGCCUGCAGCCCCGGACCCAGCACCUCCAGAGGCGCUGCCGGUGCAAGAGAUGGAUGUCAGCGGCAUCGAGGAGGAGGACAAGGCGGCCCGCCUCGCAGAGGCGCCGGGGGUGACCAUGCUGCUCGGUGUGUGUUGCGACAUGGACCCCACCUGGAGCCUGCAGCUGCUGCUGUGGGCCGCACCCACGCUGGAGCGGCUGGAGGUGCGCUACCCCCGCGAGGCCCACCUGCGCGCAGUGCACGCCAUGCCGCGGCUGAGGAGGCUGUACGUGUGGGGUGGUGAUGAUGCCCUGCGCGCCCAGCCCCCCGAGCUGCCCGCGCUCCCGCCGGGACACGCCGGCCUGCAGUGGCUCAGGGUGCGGCUCCCCCGCGCCACGACACAGUCCCUGCUGCGAGCGCACGGCGGCACGCUGGAGGAGCUGGAGCUUGGGGUGGGCACGGCGGGGAGAUUUGAGUGGCCAUACAGUUGCGGCGACCUGCACUCGCUGCUGCAGCAGAGCGGGCUGCGAGCGCUCAGGAGGCUCGUGCUGCGGAGGGGCUGCCUGCCAGCCGCAGCCGCCUGCAUCGAACAGCGCGCCGAGGUGCGGCGGGUGCUGCCCGGGGCAAGGGUGCUGUGCGUCACCUGUGACCGAGUAGAGUCGUCCUAUGAGACGACACUCGAGUGCCUCCGGUUGAGUGUUGUAAACCCACAGUUGUAACACGGAUAGGCAGCACCUCUCAACUGCGCGCUUAGUGGUAACUCGUGAAACUGUGAACCACCGAUCCGAUCAAGUGAAAUAUAGUGCAUUGGACAAAACCAA